Messenger RNA from Metschnikowia bicuspidata var. bicuspidata NRRL YB-4993, 1089 nucleotides. RefSeq lists its product as uncharacterized. The transcript is spliced from 2 exons. The annotation marks the transcript as partial. NCBI's taxonomy places the organism in Eukaryota, Fungi, Ascomycota, Pichiomycetes, Serinales, Metschnikowiaceae. The record is from RefSeq and is a predicted model, not a curated record.
GUAUUUGCAGUGACCAUAACUGAAAACACUGUUCAGAUUUCCACGAUCGAUAUAACAUUGGGCGACCUCACAAUCAAUGCGGGGGUUUACUAUUCUAUUGUUAACAGUGCUCUUGUGACUUUGGCAGGAAGUGUUACCAAUGCUGGUGGCUUCUAUGUUACAAGUGCCAAUGGGCUAGCCGCUUCCGUGGUGAUGACUGGUAGUUCUUUCGUGAACUCUGGAACUUGUGCUUUCAACUCCUUAUCCGCCACCGUCCUCUCCACAUAUGAUAUUGCUACUCUUGGCUCUUUCCUGAAUACAGGUGAUAUGUAUUUUGGUAUAUCCGGUGCUACCAUUGUAGGAACGCCAUUCAUUGUCACUUCAGUAACAUCGUGGUCGAAUGACGGAAUGAUGGUUUUCCGAAGAGCCUCUGGAGAUAGCGCUUUGUUAGUAAUAGAGCAAGUGGUUGGAUCUGGGGGACUCUCAACUAUUCUGAACGAUGGUUCGAUCUGUUUGUACAACACUUACUGGUUACAAACCACCAGUAUUGUUGGAAGUGGUUGUAUCACCGUAGGUUCGGGUUCGGAGAUGCAAUUGCAGUUGUCCGUGGGCACUCUCUUGUUUUCAGUGGCAGAAAGCCAAACCAUCUACCUAGCAUCUUCCGACUCUGUAUUGAGCAUUCUCGGCUUGAGCCUAUCUUUGUUACCUGACAACACCAUAACCGUUGCAGGCUUUGGAAAUGGAAACAAAAUUGAACUUGACAUUCUAUUCCUUUCCUACACAUAUUCCUCGACAACAGGAAUAUUGCGACUCACUUUAGCCAUCUUGCUUUCAGUGGAAAUAUACAUUGGACCAGGGUACAACAGCCUUUACUUCAGCACGGCUAGUACCUUACUCAGCAAGAGUAUAAGCUACAGUCGCUCGCCGCCCAAUGCGGCUCCCGCCAUUUGCGCAUGCUCCUACAACUUCCCAGAGGUCACAACCACUGCCCUAUCCUCAUCUACAUCCACAACCUCGGUUAACUCCGAUGGGUCGGUUGAGACGGCAAGUGGAGUUGUGAUUGUGAAUACCGAUUCAGCUGGAGUGGUGACGACAACUACGUCGAUCAUU